Anopheles stephensi (Asian malaria mosquito) is the source of this 1031-nucleotide messenger RNA. Its product is annotated as COX assembly mitochondrial protein homolog. The record is from RefSeq and is a predicted model, not a curated record. The transcript is spliced from 2 exons. Lineage: Eukaryota; Metazoa; Arthropoda; Insecta; Diptera; Culicidae. Gene Ontology annotation, cellular component: mitochondrion. The coding region runs from base 101 to 493 and encodes 130 amino acids.
UUGCAAUUCUGUCAUCUAUCAUAACAAUCACAACAAAACACACGCUAGUUUCCUCCCGGUAUUGAGAGUUUCGUUUUGUGGCUGGGAAAAUCUGUGAUAAAUGGCCCAUUCUUUUGCAAACGAACCUACGGAUCCUACUAUCCCGCUUGGAGCAAACAAAGGCGGACCCCAUGGACUUGGAGAUCCCGACGACCGCCGACUGCGGAAAGUGGAGCUUGAGGUGCUGAUUCCAAAGAUAAUGCGAGAACGCGCUAAAACAGAAAAAUGCUUGACGGAGGUGAAAGCUUUCGAGGAUUGCUGCAAGGAUUCGGGUUUGUUUAUGGUUGCAAAAUGCCAGGUACAGAAUGAUGCCCUCAAGGCCUGCAGUCUGGAAUGGUAUCGGAAUGAACAGUUCAAGAAAGAGUGCACCGAAAUCUAUCUAGCAGAACGGAGCGAAUUUCGAAGAACAGGAUUGCCUAAAAAGUUCCGAAAGGGUAAUAUAGCCGACCAGUAACGAUGGAUAUAAUUUAUUUGAAAAAAAUAUACUUUACCCCUGGUUUAGUAGUACCGCCCGUGAUGAAGAAUGUUAUUAAAAGUUAGGAAUAAAAACCAGUGAUAUGCUAUGUUGACGUGAACAAGCGCCUCAAACGCUUAAGAUCUCUUCUGUUUGUUAAGGCGUUUCUUAGUGCGGGCAUCUUUCUUACAACAUAUUUUCCAACUGCAGUAUGAGAGCAAUAAUAUAACGGUAGCGAACAAGAACAGAAACAUGGCCAAUACAUCGAAAGAGUGGUAGAUGUACAAAGGCAAUUUUGAAGCAUAGGAACGUUCGUAACGCAUGGCACCGUUUUCGAUCACAUUGAUGAUCGACCAGAGCGCCAAAUCCAACGGUGGUUGAGGGCGAUUGUUAUAAGCCUUUGCUAACGCUUGGGCAUUUUCCUUUUUUCUGUAAUGAAUGCAGAAUCAAGUGACGUAAAAUAUGCAGCUGAUGUUGCUUAACAAUCCUGCGUUCUUACCUUGCGCUAAGACCUUCACGAAUACAGUCCACCACAUAA